AUGGGUAAAGUGCCAUUUGGGGUUCCAAGGGUUUUGUGGCUGGACCUCCCUAUGAGGGUGAGGUGCCACCUGCUUUCCUCCUUGAUUUUCAAAAUGGAGCCUUCAGUGGAAAAAGAUGAAAAGGGUAGAGUCUUUUGUCCGAUGGAUAUUCUUCCUAUAUUCAUGGAUUUCCUUCAGUCCCUGCCAUGGAACUCUGACAGAGAUAUCUGUGACCUUGUUGGUUUUACCAUGGCAUCCACUGAUCUCCCACCGAUUAUGAUGGACCAUCUUUAUUCUAUGGAUGACGAUCUUAAAGCAGGAGGACCCCUUUUGUCGCUUGAAAAAACCCAGGAGAAUCCUGUUGUUGGUGAUGAGCCACCACCUGAAACCAUUCCUGUAAUUGAACCUGCUUCCAUAUGUAGGUGUUGCAUUGAGAAAGGCCUGUUUCCAGCGGUUCCCCUAUUCUUCCAAUAUCCUUGUAGCAUCAGUAAGGGUUGGUCAGAGUGGGUUGACCGUGAGCUGCUAGAUCCAUCUACUUGCAACAUUUUGCGUUGGGCACAGGUACUUGAUGCCAUCUUUCUUUCCAAGUUAUGGGAUAUCUAUAUUGAAACAAAGAUGCUUCGCCAUGUGGUCAAGAGGUGGAGUGCUGCUACUCACACCUUUAUAUGUUCAUGGGGGGAAUUUACCCCCACUCUUGAAGACGUGGCCAACAUCUCCCGCCUCCCAAUCUACGGUGACCGGAGUCCUUUUGACAUCGCCCUUACUCCGGAAGAAAUGGACAAGCUUACGAUAGGGACCUUGCUGAUUGGCUGCAUUUAUAGCACUGUGGCUUGGACGGUGUUCUUGUGGGAAUGUCUCAAAGGACUAGAUAUAUAUCCACUCCCCUAUUUGUGUGCUAUGCAGCUGGCUGACUCGGGCAAAGGUUCCUUUAUGCCGGAUGGUCUCUCUUUAGUUUGCAGGUGGUUUAAGCGGAUGCAAAGGAAAGGCCAAAACUUUUUAAAGUUAUUCGAUAAUGUUGAAAACUUCAUCUUCCGCCCUUACGGCACCUUCGCAGAGGCAUUUACCUUUGUGCCCUUUUAUGCUGAUGUUGGUGAUACUGUUGAGGUUUCAGCAGUGAUACCGCAACAUGGCCGCUUCAGGAAGGUCUUUUGGAGCAAUGAUAAUGUGCCAAACAGCAGUGGGCCCCUUGUUUUAGCUGGUAGGGGGAGAGUUGGUGGCUUCACACGGAGCUAUCAAGCCUACUGGAACCGUUGCCUUACCUCUUUUCGUGAAUUCCAAUCUUUUGUUGGUGAUAGAUUGCCACCCACAACAGCUCGCCUUGCAGGUUUGGUGUCGGAAGAGAAAGCCAUCUCUUUAAGCCAAAAACGCAAUCUACCCUUUAUUUCUAAAAGUGGUGACAUUGUUGGGGAAUUUCCCAAAACGAGGCCAAAGCUGGGAACACAGAGUCCUCACAGUUCUGGGAAAGACACGACGUCGGUGUCUGGCAAACGAAGGCGGGAAGAGAAGCAAAGUGUAGGGAAGGAGCAGACUACCGGUAAACCUAGAAAGUUCAUUCCAAAGGUGGCACCAAGUGCCCUCCUCGAACUAGAGAAGCAACUCCCCGAGGGCGUCCACAGCCUUCGAAGCCUGCUGUAUCUGAGAGCCAGGGCCGUGUUGGCAAGGCGCUGGAAACCACCCCUCUUCGCAAUAAGAAAAAUGGGUACCACUCCAAAGAGGAAGAUAAGUGAUACACCUUCCGUGUUCCCACAUGUGACUCCAAAAUGUUGUAGCAUGCGUAUCCUAAAUGCAAGGUUCACUAGAGCUCACACAAGCGAAAGCGGAGCUUCUGGAGCUAGAACGGUGGUGACCAUUGAUGAUGACAGUGAUGAUGGUGAUACCACCAAGACUGAGGCUAGUGUUCCAAAGCAAGAGGACAUUGGUGACAUUGAUAGUGUUGAGUCGGUCGCCAAUAUCUCCGAAGGCUUGCACCUUGCUGCAGCCAUUGUUGACCCUGCACAGAAUGCCCAGGAGGGACCUCUCCGAGGCAAAACUUUUUCCUUCCAUGGGACGUUGCCCACUCCAUCCCACAUUCAGUCACUUCUUCAUAGGCCAGAGUCUAGCUCCCUAACGUCUCUUUCGGCGAUUUCAUUUGGUGAAACAUCUGCCGAUGAGGAAGCUCGUGUUAAUGAUACUACUGCCGGGAUCGUUUCUGCAGAGUGCCGAUUUAGCAUGUCUUGGCUGGAGUGGGAGAAUUCCUUUAUUGCAUUCAGUGCCUGCUUUGAUGGUGGUGUUCAAGUCCUUCGAUCAGCAGAUGAGCUCCUGCCACUUUGUCACCGAUUUAACGGCUAUGCAACAUUCUGGGGAGCUCUUGUUUAUCCCGAGACGGUUGCAGCCCUAGAGAAAUUCAUGGACAAAUAUGGUGAUUUCAUGGACAUGACUGGUAUUACCUAA
This is a messenger RNA of Prunus armeniaca (apricot), 2409 nucleotides long. The record is from the annotation of a GenBank genome assembly. NCBI's taxonomy places the organism in Eukaryota, Viridiplantae, Streptophyta, Magnoliopsida, Rosales, Rosaceae.